ACAUUUUAAAGUGUGCUUGUGCCAUGUUUCUCAAUCACUGUCACUUGGCUUGUAUUUUGUUAUACAUUCAAAGAUAUUCAUGCAUUUUGUUAUAUAAUCAAAUACUGUAUAUUCAUUCAUUUUAAACUGUGACUUAAGAUUCCAAAUACUUUUUUAGGUCAUACUUUUUUUAUCUCUUUUGCAUUUACUGAAUAGUUUAUUGACAUCUUUACAUUUACAUUAUUUUGCUUACUAUUGUGUAUGUUACAUAGUAGCAUUUUCUGUAUUGUUAUUUAUCAGGCAAGAAGACCUGGGAAUCCGAAAAUGGACAUCAAACCCAAGUCAAAGAUUUCUGCAUCCCGAAAACUUUCUCUAAAGAUGAUGCUUCUGAACAGAGCCAUGGAGGAUCUGGAGAGGGAGAAAGAGGAGAGAGAUGAAGAGAGAAAUCGCUACCUGCAAGACAAACUCCCUCCUCUGCAGAUUUCUGGACUCUCUCUGGGCGAGUUACAGAAUCUUUGCAAGCAACUCCAUGCCAAAAUCAGUGUGGUAGAUGAAGAAAGGUACGACUAUGAGGAUAAAGUUAUCAAACACAACAAAGAUAUCAAUGAGCUAAAGAUGAAGAUUCAGGAUCUAGGGGGGAAGUUCAAGAAGCCUGCACUGAGGAAGGUGCGUGUGUCUGCUGAUGAGAUGAUGAGGGCCCUGCUGGGCUCGAAGCACAAAGGCUCCAUGGACCUCCGAGCAAAUCUCAAGUCUGUCAAGAAGGAGGACAUCAAGCAAGAGAAGGUCCUGACCAGUGAAGUAGGCGACUGGCGUAAGAAUGUGGAAGCCAUGUCUGGCAUGGAGGGACGGAAGAAGAUGUUUGAUGCGGCUGGUGGAGGCCAGUGAGCCCUCGGCAGCUGGAAAGCUAUGGUCUUGACAGAUAAAUUAACUAUAGACAUGUUAUUGGCCAGAAACAUACUCUACACAAUUACAAAUGCUUUGCUAACUCUUUAAUAUUAUGGUUAUUAUUAUUAACAUGUCAACAUAGCAGUAGCUGAUCUGAAUAAUGAUAUUAUGUCCCAUCCAGAAAUCUGAUAUAUGGCAAUACUUGGCAUUCAUCUGACAGGGAGAGUUUUCCGUGACCACUAUCGGGUCCUUUAAAAACAUAUAACAUGCGAGGAAGGGCAGCCGGUGUACUAUUUGGUGGACCCCUAGGGAGUUGGACUACAAAAUCUUCAUAUAGGGAGUCCGUGGCCUUGCAUUUAUUUAUGUGAAUUUUACAUAUCACAUGUAUGGAUACAUAGUAUAUUAGAUUGUAUAUGUUAUGAAUGGCAUAUACAGUGGCAAGAAAAAGUAUGUGAACCCUUUGGAAUUAGCUGGUUUUCUGCAUUGAUUGGUCAUAAAAUGUGAUCUCAUCUUCAUCAAAGUCACAAGUAAAGAUAACACAAUGUGUGUUAAGCUAACAACACAAACAAUUAUAAUCUUUCAUGUUUUUAUUAAACACAUCCCAUUAAACAUUCACAGUGCUGUGGAAAAAGUUAGAUAACCCUUGGAUUUAAUGACUGGUUGAUCCUCCUUUGGCAGCAAUAACCUCAACCAAGCAUUUCCGAUAACUGAGGAUUACACCUGCACAACGUUCUGAAGGAAUUUUGGACCAUUCUUCCUUACUGAACUGCUUCAGCUCAGUCAUAUUCUUAGGAUGUCUGGUGUGAACGACUCUCUUGAUGUCAUUCCACAGAAUCUCUAUUGGGUUAAGGUCUGGGCUCUGACUGGGCCACUCCAAAAGGUGGAUUUCCUUUUUUGAAGCCAUUCUGUAGUGGAUUUACUUCAGUGUUUAGGGUCAUUGUCUUGCUGCAUCAUCCAACUUCUACUGAGCUUCAGCUGUUGCACAGCCACCCUGACAUUAUUCUGUAGGAUGUCUUAAUAAACUUGGGAAUUAUUUUCCCUUGAUGAUGGUAAGCGGUCCAGGCCCCGAAGCAGCAAAGCAGCCCCAAAUCAUGAUGCUCGCUCCACCGUACUUCACCAUUGGGAUGAUGUUUUCAUGUUGGUAUGUGGUGCCCUUCAAAAGCCAUACGUAGUGCUGCGUGUUCUUUCCAAACAAUUCAACCUCAGUUUCAUUAGUCCACAAAAUAUCUUUCCAGUAGGAUUGUGGAGUGUCAAGGUGGUCUUUGGCAAACUUCUGGCAUGCAGCAGUGUUUUUGUUGGAAAGCAGUGGCUUCCUUUGUGGCGUCCUGCAAAGGACACCAUGCCUGUUUAAUGUUUUACAUAGAGUAGACUCGUGAAUAGAGAUGUUAACUAGUUCCAAUGAUUCCUUCAAGUCUUUAGCUGUCACUCUAGGGUUCUUUUUUACCUCAUGGAGCAUUCUGCAGUGUGCCCUUUGAGUCAUCUUGGCUGGAUGGACACUUCUAGGGAGAGUAGCCACAGCACUAAAUCGUCUCCAUUUAUAGACAGUUUGUCUAACUGUGGACAGAUGAAUAUACAAGCUCUUCGAGAUAACUUUGUAACCCUUUGCAGCUUUAUGAAAAGCAAACAUUUUUGAUUGUAUGGUCUUCUGAGAUCUCUAUUUUUGCAAGACAUGGUCAACGUCAGCAGAGGCUUCUUGUGAAUAGCAAACUCAAAAUGUUUGCUUUUUAUAAGUCAAAGUAGCUCUAACCCACACCUCCAAUCUCGUUUCAUUAGUUGGAUGACAGGUUUGCCAACUCCUGACUAUAAUUAGCUUUUGUUGACAUCAUUAGCCUAGGGGUUCACAUACUUUUUCCAACCAACAAUUUGAAUGUUUGAAUGCUGUAUUUAAUAUGUACAAAAACAAUACAAUAAUUUGUGUGAUAUUAGUUACAACAGAUUGUGUUUGUUCAUUAUUGUAACUUAGAUGAGAAUCAAACCAGAUUUUAAGACUAAUUUAUACAUAAAUGCAGGUAAUUUCAAAGGGUUCACAUACUUUUUCUUGCCACUGUAUAUCCAUAUAAAUGAACUAUAAUUGUAUAUAUGUUCAUAUAUAGAUAUAUAUUAGAUUUCUGUAUGGGAGAUCCGCUAUAGCAACAAUUAUAAAACUGAAGCUGCUCCCAAAUUGCAUACUUCUGCACUAUUCUGUGCUAUUUUAUAGUGUAUAGUGUUAGUAGUACAGGUGCAUCUCAAUAAAUUAGAAUGU
Myxocyprinus asiaticus (Chinese sucker) is the source of this 3106-nucleotide messenger RNA. Its product is annotated as troponin I, slow skeletal muscle-like. Gene Ontology annotation, cellular component: troponin complex. Gene Ontology annotation, biological process: muscle contraction. The record is from RefSeq and is a predicted model, not a curated record. NCBI's taxonomy places the organism in Eukaryota, Metazoa, Chordata, Actinopteri, Cypriniformes, Catostomidae. The transcript is spliced from 6 exons. Bases 241 to 864 code for a protein of 207 amino acids.